CCCUCACAGAUCUGAGUGUAAAUCUUCCCGCUACUAGUUCUCUAAUCUCAGGUCGGACCUGGAAAUUUUCGCGGGAAAAAGCUACAGUGAAACCCUCAGAAAUUGUUCUCCUUGUGAAGCUCAAAUGAACUCUCGCGAGCUCACUCUGGUCUCCACCGCCACCGUCUUCGGUGCCGUGGCCUCUGCUGUCGCUAUCCGCUUCUUCUUCACAAACCCUAAGAAGCAGUCCCCAAAACUCAGUUCCUCGCAAAACGGCGUCGUUUCCAGGAAAUUCUCUUCUCAGUGCCCUUUUGACCCCUCAAAACGCAAAGGGUAUUUGACAUGGGAUGAUUACUUUAUGGCAAUUGCGUUUUUAUCUGCUGAAAGAUCCAAAGACCCCAAGAGGCAGGUUGGAGCAUGCUUGGUGAGUCCAAAUGGUAUCAUUCUAGGGAUUGGCUAUAAUGGGUUCCCGAGGGGUUGUUCGGACGACAAGCUUCCUUGGGCAAAGAUGUCCAGAACUGGGGAUCCUUUAGAGACGAAAUAUCCUUAUGUUUGUCAUGCUGAAGUUAAUGCAAUCCUAAACACCAAUCAUGCUUCUGCUUCUGGACAGACGCUUUAUGUGACCAUGUUCCCCUGCAAUGAGUGUGCCAAGAUAAUCAUUCAGUCAGGAGUUUCUGAAGUUGUAUAUUUUGUGGAGAAGAGGUUAAACAAUCCAGAUAUCACGUAUAUUGCUUCUCACAAGCUACUAUCAAUGGCUGGUGUGAAAGUCAGGAAACAUCAACCACAAAUGAACCAAAUUGCAAUCAACUUUGAGGAGCCCUAAGAGUUUGAUCUUUAUCUUGA
Molecule: messenger RNA, 822 nt
Organism: Fragaria vesca subsp. vesca
Lineage: Eukaryota; Viridiplantae; Streptophyta; Magnoliopsida; Rosales; Rosaceae
Product: probable deoxycytidylate deaminase-like
Exons: 9
Coding region: 125-802 (225 amino acids)
Molecular function (GO): hydrolase activity; zinc ion binding
Source: RefSeq, a predicted model, not a curated record